AUGCCUCUUGACACAAUCUACCUUGUCCGUCACGGACAUCGCAUGAACUGGACAAUAGACUACGCAACAGGCAUAUAUCACAGUACCUUCCUAACACCAACCGGCAAUCCAGCAGACCCAACACUAACAGCGCACGGAGUCCGACAAUCGCAGGAAUUAGCGGCAUAUCUUCUAUCGGGGGAGUAUCCUGGACCGAAACCAUGGAGGAUUUACUCUAGCCCUUUUUAUCGGUGUUUGCAGACUAUUAAGCCUAGUGUUGAGGCGCUUGAUGUAGAAGAUUCUGGUACGGGGAAGACGAAGAGGGGCGUCAGGAUUGAGAAUGGGCUUGGAGAAUGGUUUGGUGCAUCAACAUACUUUGAUCAUCCCUCACCCGCCUCCAUAUCCGAGCUACAUCAGCAUUUUCCCACAAUUAUACCUGACCCCGCGUCUGGUUACAAUGACAUCGUCCACGUCAUCCCCUCAACACGCGGAGAAACGAUACCACAGUUACACAACCGUGUAGCUACAACUCUAGCAGCUAUCAUUGCCGAUGCAGAUGCAGAUAUACGCGCCGAAGAAGAACAAGAAGCUCGUAACGGCAAUGACAAGGAGGCAUUAAGUAGCAAAUCAAUUCUUAUAUGCUCGCAUGCCGCUACACUGAUUGCUAUGGGUAGGGCCUUGACAGGGAAUAUGCCGGAUGAUCCUAAUAUAGAAGAUUUUAAAGUGUAUACGGCUGGAUUGAGUACUUAUGUCCGACGACAUACUCCUCCACCAAAUGCUGAGUAUUACACGCAAGAAGAAGGAUUAUCCUUACUCGCAGAGGGAACCAAACUCCUCCCCGAGUCUGAAGUGCGAGUCCCUGCUUGGCAAUGUGGUAGAGGGGUUAGCGGAGGGUGGGAUUGUGUUAGGAAUUGCGAUUGUAGUUUUUUGAGUGGAGGGGAGGAGAGGGGUUGGCACUUUAAUGGCGAAGAAUCCUUCGAUACGGGUCCAAUGAACACUAAUGAAAAUGCGGACGAGGCAGCCAAGUUAUAA
Messenger RNA from Talaromyces stipitatus ATCC 10500, 1011 nucleotides. Its product is annotated as phosphoglycerate mutase family protein. The coding region runs from base 1 to 1011 and encodes 336 amino acids. Lineage: Eukaryota; Fungi; Ascomycota; Eurotiomycetes; Eurotiales; Trichocomaceae. The transcript has 4 exons. The record is from RefSeq and is a predicted model, not a curated record.